AUGUCCGGCUACGCAGUAUUUGCAGUUAGUAGCGUAGCAUUAGGGUUAGGACGUAACAUUAGAGGUGAGGACGUAGCAUUAGGGUUCAGAAGGAAAGGUUUGUUAGGAAAGCCGGCCGCAGGCCACGCAGCCAAUGGCUGCGCAACAUUUGCGAUUAGUUGCGUGGAAUUAGGUGCUGUUACAGCACUAAUUGGUAAAUCGAACAAAUCAGUAUGA
Messenger RNA from Funneliformis caledonium, 216 nucleotides. The record is from the annotation of a GenBank genome assembly. NCBI's taxonomy places the organism in Eukaryota, Fungi, Glomeromycota, Glomeromycetes, Glomerales, Glomeraceae.